CUGGAAAAUACUCUAACUAAAAAAAAUCAAUGGCAUUUAAUCAUGAUUAUUUUUUUUUUUCAAAUUGAUUAAUUUGUUAUUUUUUUAUUUAUGAUGUGUGUGUGUUUUUUUAGUUCAUAGUAGUGAUUAUUUUCUCAGUUAUUAGAGUGGAAAUACUGUGAAUAACUGUGUGGGAAUACAAAUAUUUUAAUACAGUAGAUGCUGCUCGAUUGACGACAAACCUACAAACUAUUUUAUGGGAUAUGGUCAAAUUUACUAUCUCAACUUUAUUUAGCAUCCAAUUAAAUAUAAAUGCAUUGUUUUCAGAAUUAAAAUUAAAUUAAAGUGUCAAAUGGAUAAUAAAUCAUCAUUACAAGCUUCUUUAGGAAUUAGAAAUAGAUGGGACAAUAGCAAUAAUAAAACAGUUUAAAACUUUGUUUUUUUGAAACUCUCGUUUGUAAUGACUUUCCACUCUGUUGUUCUCAUUUGCCCUCUUUCCAAAGUCGUCUGCCCUUUCUUGCCACCCCUUAGAAAAUGAACCAUCUCCACCAUUGGGUGAGUUUUAACAAAAAUGACCAUCUGUCUCCCUCUAGUGGCCUAAAAACGCACGUGCAUAAAUAAACGUCAAACUUCAAACUGAGUUUUCCAGGAUUGGUGAUAAAAUCCGGUUUCAGAAAGAGAGUUAGAAGAAAAGUGUGUAUGGAAACAGUUGUGAUAACCACAGUGAGUUUCUAAACAGAGACUUUGAGUGUGAAGGACGCUGUCACGCCUCAAGCUGCCAUCUGAUCCGCGUGCCGAGCCCCUGCAGGAAUGUCCGCCGUCAUCUGGAGCCCGGGUCCCGGUAAGCGACACCCCUUUCCCCUCGGUGCCGUCCAACUGAACCCCAACACGUCAACUUUAGCCGUCUGGGGGUCUUCGCUCUCCGCUUAAAUUCAGCCUGAGCCCUUAGAGCAGGAUUAGCGGGGAAAAGGAGGCUUUUCUGCGGGACGCCAUGCGCUCCUUGGCCGGACUGGCUGCCAUCGUGGCGGCGGCGAGCGUCUACCUGUACGUGCUGUCCACGCACCUUCCACCGGGACCCAAGCAGCUGCCGGCGGCCGGAGAGGGAGAGGACGCGCCCGAGCUGGAGCUCAGGCUGAAGUUCCCGUCAGACUUGGAGUCUCUACGGGAGCUUGCAGACAUGCUCAAGUUCUAUAAAAGAGAAAACUAUGGCUACGUUCUGCUGCUGUUCUGCAGUGCUUACCUAUAUAAGCAGUCCUUCGCCAUACCUGGCUCCUCCUUCCUGAACAUGCUAGCUGGGGCGAUCUUCGGGCCCUGGGAGGGUCUGGUGUUGGCCUGCCUGCUCGCCACUUCCGGCUCAACGUUCUGCUUCCUCCUGUCCUCGGUGUUUGGGAAGCAGUAUGUGGUCCACUUGUUUCCAGAAAAGGUCGCCCUGCUGCAGAGGAAGGUGGAAGACAAUCGUAGCAGCUUGUUUUUCUUCCUCCUUUUCCUUCGUUUCUUCCCCAUGACUCCUAACUGGUUCCUUAACAUCACCUGUCCUGUCCUCAACAUCCCCAUCUCCAUUUUCUUCUUCUCUGUGUUGAUAGGUUUGAUCCCCUACAACUUCAUCUGUGUUCGCACGGGCUCGAUCCUGGCCCAGAUCUCCUCUCUGGAUGACAUCUUCUCCUGGGGGACGCUGGCUCAGCUCCUGGCCAUCGCCCUGGUGGCCCUUGUCCCCGGAGCGCUGAUUAAACACUACAGCAAAACUCGCCUGAAGGUAGACGGCCUGGACAGCAAUGGAAGCGGUCAGGGGGAAAUGGACCGCAAGAGACGAUAGCUUUGGGCUGAGAGAGUUGGAACUUUUUACAACAAAACUCCACGUCUCUGGACCUCAUACCCAAGCUGCCGUGUGAUUUCUGUGAGGAAGAGACUCCUCCUCCUCGCCUUAACUCAUGUCCUGAUCAGAGCGUCUUAAACAAGUUCUACAAUUGUCUAAAGACAUUUGAUUCAUAAAGCUUUUCUACAGAUCCACUUUUUACAGUUUUCUGACUCUAAAUUUAAAAAUGUAAAAAUAAAAAUUUUAUCAUUCUAAAUAUUUUUCCUGAAAGAACAUUUUACUACAUCCUAAAGACAUUUUGUAUUUUAAUUUUAUGUGAAAAGCAAUUAAAUUGCAUUUUUUAGCCUCAUUCAUUCACACCUUUACCAAUGAAAAAUGUAUUUUUAGAUUUUAUGACAGUACACUGAAUGUUACUUUAAAAAUAAAAAUUUUAAAAUAUUGUUUUCUUGAAUUAUUAAUACAGAUCUUAUGCUUAGGAAUUAUUAACUAACUAACAUGAUAAAUAAAUCCUAUUUUUUAUAACUAAGACACAAUACAAUCUUAAAAAGAUUUCUACACAUUAUGUGUUACUAAUUCACAAUGAACUGUUUAAUAUAAUACUCUGCUUAAUUUAGGAUCACCCUGAACGGAAAGAAUACUAACGAAUACUUUUUCACAUUUGUAAAUGAUUUUUGGCCAAAGUACAAAGACUGAAUGUGCAGUUUAGUUUUUUAUAAACCAGAUCUCCCUCCAAAAGUACUAUUGUUAACCUUUAGGGUGAUUUUUCUACCUUUGUCAUCUAAUUUGAAGUAACUUGUUUACUGUGUUGACAGAACUACUUAAGACUUGGUGCUUCUGUUGCUAACUGAAGUUGUUUCUGAUGAUUUCAUCGGUGCUGCUGACUGAAACAGUGUCUUAGUUUGGAGUUGAAUCUCCUUUAAAUGUAACGUAUGUUGUUGUUGUGCUUCAACAUUUUUUAUUAUUUAAAAAGACAUUUUCAUGUCAAUUGAAUUAAAGGUACAUAAAUCAUAAA
This is a messenger RNA of Oryzias melastigma (Indian medaka), 2804 nucleotides long. Its product is annotated as transmembrane protein 41A-B. Lineage: Eukaryota; Metazoa; Chordata; Actinopteri; Beloniformes; Adrianichthyidae. The record is from RefSeq and is a predicted model, not a curated record. The transcript is spliced from 5 exons. Bases 971 to 1792 code for a protein of 273 amino acids.